Molecule: messenger RNA, 1545 nt
Organism: Rhinolophus ferrumequinum (greater horseshoe bat)
Lineage: Eukaryota; Metazoa; Chordata; Mammalia; Chiroptera; Rhinolophidae
Gene: CIRBP
Product: cold inducible RNA binding protein
Exons: 7
Coding region: 289-807 (172 amino acids)
Biological process (GO): positive regulation of mRNA splicing, via spliceosome
Cellular component (GO): spliceosomal complex
Molecular function (GO): RNA binding
Source: RefSeq, a predicted model, not a curated record
CUGGAUGGAAGAGAGGGUGCACCCGGAGGCGCAGCAUGUGGGCACCCCCCCCCCCGCCCAGGCUUGCAGCACGCGUGAUCCCCUCCUUCCACGCCCACGCAUUGCCUGUUGCCCCUCCGUGCUGACCCCGUGUGCGCAACCCUAGGGUUGGGGGAGCACUGCAGCUCCCACGCUGGGAAAACGCCGGAAACCAAGCGGGAGAAGGGCACUUUGAAGCUUUACCAAAGGAUUAAGAGUUUGUUAAAUAGAGGAAGAGGGAAUGGGUGCGCCAGUUUGCCACAGGCCAUCAUGGCAUCAGAUGAAGGCAAGCUUUUCGUUGGAGGGCUGAGUUUUGACACCAAUGAGCAGUCGCUGGAGCAGGUCUUCUCAAAAUACGGACAGAUUUCUGAAGUGGUGGUUGUGAAAGACAGGGAGACCCAGCGGUCACGGGGUUUUGGGUUUGUCACCUUUGAGAACAUCGACGAUGCUAAGGAUGCCAUGAUGGCCAUGAAUGGGAAGUCUGUGGAUGGGCGACAGAUCCGAGUUGACCAGGCUGGCAAGUCAUCUGACAACCGAUCCCGUGGGUACCGAGGUGGCUCUGCUGGGGGCCGGGGCUUCUUCCGUGGGGGCCGAGGCCGGGGCCGUGGGUUCUCCAGAGGAGGAGGGGAUCGAGGCUAUGGGGGGAGCCGGUUCGAAUCCAGAAGUGGGGGCUAUGGAGGCUCCAGAGACUACUACAGCAGCCGGAGUCAGGGUGGUGGCUAUGGUGACCGGAGCUCGGGCGGGUCGUACAGAGACAGCUAUGACAGUUACGCUACACACAACGAGUAAAAUCCUUCCUGCUCAAGACCGUCCUUCCAAUGGCUGUAUAUUUAAAGAUUUUGGGAGCUUCGCUGAAUCGUUAAUGUGUAGUGAACACCCCUCCUUGUACCCACUUUUGUAGUCUUAUCAGUUCUGAUCUUCUCAAACACAGCCUGACUGCUUCUGACCCCAGAUGGCCUCGUUACUAGAUUUUUCUUUUUAAGGAAGCGCUGUCCGUUUUUAAGGGUUUGAAAAGCACUUCGAAUUAACUUUUUUUUUUUUUUUACCAUGCGUUUUUUAGAAAUCAUUGGGGUUGUGUGGGUUUUAUUUUUGUUUUUGGUUGUGUUGCCUUUUUUAUUUCCCUUUUUAGUGGGGUCGGCCCUGUGAAGUUGGGAAGUUGGGGCCCCGAUUCAGUUCUCUUUGAGAUUGGACUCUGAGUCCGCUUUGUCGGAAGCUGAGCAAGCUGUGGCUUUUUUCCAAUUCCAUGUACCAUUUCUGAGUGUAGCAUGGUAGGACCCGCCCCAGGGCGGCGGCAGAGGUGCCCAGCUGCCCUGGGCCUGGCUGGUGUGGCCCAUCAGUGCUGUGUAUGACCCACAGUAGCCUUGCAGACGUCCCUGAGAGGUUCUUGGAAAUGUUUAUUUAUAUUGUCCUUUUUUACUGGAAGACGUAUGCAUAUCCCAUUAAUGUUGUAUUUGAAGUGGUUAAGGAAUUCUUGUACGCAGUUUUCUUUGGCUUCACGAAGCCGAUUAAAAGACCGUCUGAAACGAA